Dentiscutata erythropus is the source of this 1359-nucleotide messenger RNA. Lineage: Eukaryota; Fungi; Glomeromycota; Glomeromycetes; Diversisporales; Gigasporaceae. The record is from the annotation of a GenBank genome assembly.
AUGGGAGACCAAGUCAUUCGUUUCAUAUCAGAAGAAAAAGGAUUUAUCAACGCCGAAAUUCCACCGCAAAGCCCAAAUCUACCAACCUGGAAAAAGAUCCCACAAAAAUUACAAAAGGUUUUCGAUGAUGCCUUGGACAAUGAACUGGGGCUAUCUUUCCGUGAGGCACACUAUAAUCUAGUUGGCAUGAGCACUGGUUAUAAACGAACUAAAGGCAAAUUUAACGAAGACCCUGCCAUCAUACUAUAUGUUCGUCAGAAGGGAAUUUUGCGCCGUGGAUGUACUUUGUUCCCGGAUGAGAUUCGUGGGUAUCCAGUAGAUAUUGUCGAAGCUUGCGUCGCAACUCCCUAUGGUUCUGGUGUGAGUACAUGUCAAGCUUAUCAAAAGGAUGUUAAGUUAGGUUCGAGCAUAGGCGUGACAGUGCCGCAAAGAACGUCUGGAACUCUUGGUGCUGUUGUGUAUGAUAAAGAUUCAAAAAUAGGUAUCCUCUCAUGUGAACAUGUAUGUAGAUUUAGCAGUUGGUUUGCUGAAACAGAUGUCAUAAUCAAUCAGCCUUCGCACGAAGAUCUAGAUAAAUUGAAGCAGUCAUUUAUUGAUUUAGCAAGUGAAAACGAAGCAUAUAAAAAAAUCUCUGAAAACAUGUAUACUCAAAUUGACGAAGACAAACGAAAUUCAACCCUAGCUUACUAUAAACAUGGUAUACGAAACAACUUCACUUCUGAAAUGCAUCGAAAGAAGUUUGGUGUUGAUGCUGCAUUUUGUAUUUUUGCGAACGAUAAUCGUGCGUUAUGUCCAAAUAAGUUUUCAAUUUCCUCAGAGUACUUCAAAAAAGCAAAUCUUCCUGAGAAUACUUGUCUAAAUGGCUUUUAUACAUAUGAAAUGUUUGAUGACAUUGAUGAAUUAAAGAUUUUUAAAGUAGGAAAAACUACAGGUCUCACUCUUGGAAAAUUGGUUCCCUGUAUCAAUGCUAUUUCCGUUGGUAUAAAUGAAAGCAUCAAAUUUGCAAAAAAGCAAGGCGAGAUCCCAUCAUCUAGUAAUAUCACAGACAAAAAUAAUUUCAUUAGAUAUAUGAAGGCAUCAUUGGUUCAAGAAAUCAAGGAAAAACGUCAACAAUGCUACCCUACUGUAUGGUUUGAUCGACAGUUAGUAUUUUCAUUCAGACCUGGGGAUUUUGAACCCGGAGACUCUGGAGCAAGUGCUGUGGAUCAAGAAGGAAAAGCACUUGGUAUUCUUCAUGCAGCGUGGAUUACAGAAUAUUCCAGAUUCGCUAUUGCUUCACCUUACUUUGCGGUUUUUGAGGCAUUGAGUGUAGAUCCUUCUAAUCUCGCAAAUGCUGAAGAAGCAUCUAAUAUUAGCUAA